Molecule: messenger RNA, 3879 nt
Organism: Leguminivora glycinivorella
Lineage: Eukaryota; Metazoa; Arthropoda; Insecta; Lepidoptera; Tortricidae
Gene: Abl
Product: tyrosine-protein kinase Abl
Exons: 19
Coding region: 236-3766 (1176 amino acids)
Biological process (GO): protein phosphorylation
Molecular function (GO): protein binding; ATP binding; protein tyrosine kinase activity
Source: RefSeq, a predicted model, not a curated record
GGUUGUGUUGUUUUUUACAGCCAGUCAACCCCGGUAAUGAUUUUUCGUCAAAUUACGCUAUCAAACUCGAAGAAUGCUCGAUUAAUGAUAGAGUUUUAUUCAAACGUUGUGUAAUUAACUUUAUAGCGCAGUGGUAUUUAAUAUACUAUAAUGAAAUUAAGUUUGGUGCUGUCGCGUUGGUUUUAUUGAAUUAGAGUGGUGGUGUGGGUUGUGUUUGGGACGGUGCGGCGGUGCCAUGGGGGCGCAGCAAGCGAAGGAGCGCGGGACCUCGAGCGGGGCUUCGAUGCGUUCCGCGAGGAGCAAGCCCCGCGUGCCCAAGGACCCCCGCAUUCUCGGCUCGAACAUUUUCACUGAACACAGCGAAGCGCUGCUGCAGAGCCGGCCGCUGCCGCACAUCCCGGACCUGCCCGACGGAGAGACCGCCCCCGCCACCCCGCAGCCGCUCGACACCGCCAACAGAUGGACGUCCAAAGAGAACCUCCUCGCACAUCACGAGGAGGACGACCCUCAGCUGUUCGUGGCUCUCUACGACUUCCAGGCCGGAGGCGAGAACCAGCUCAGCCUCAAGAAAGAUGGGGACAAGUCCCUCGGAAGGACGAGACUGCUCGCCCUCAAGAAAGGCGAACAGGUCCGCAUAAUGAGCUACAACGCGUCAGGCGAGUGGUGCGAGGCGCACACGCUCAGCGGCGCUCUAGGCUGGGUGCCCAGCAACUACGUGACCCCGGUCAACUCGCUGGAGAAACACUCGUGGUACCACGGCCCGAUAUCCCGCAACGCGGCCGAGUACCUACUGUCGUCGGGGAUCAACGGCAGCUUCCUGGUGCGAGAGUCGGAGUCGAGUCCGGGGCAGCGGAGCAUAUCGCUGCGGUACGAGGGCCGGGUAUACCACUACAGGAUCAACGAGGACUCCGACGGAAAGGUGUACGUGACGUCAGAGUCAAAAUUCGGCACGCUAGCGGAACUAGUCCACCACCACUCCGUGCUAGGCGACGGUCUUAUCACGCAGCUGCUCUACCCCGCCCCGAAGCGGAACAAGCCGACCGUGUUCCCCCUCGCCCCGCCCGACCAGUGGGAGAUCGACCGCACAGACAUCGUGAUGAAGCACAAGCUAGGAGGUGGACAGUAUGGCGACGUCUACGAAGCUGGCUGGAAGAAGUUUAACAUCACGGUUGCAGUGAAAACGCUAAAAGACGACACGAUGGCCCUAAAAGACUUCCUCGAAGAGGCCGCCAUUAUGAAAGAGAUGCGUCACCGGAACCUAGUCAAACUCCUCGGCGUCUGCACGCGGGAGCCCCCCUUCUACAUCAUCACCGAGUUCAUGUCGCGAGGGAACCUGCUGGACUACCUCAGGAACGGGAACAGGCAGCAGAUCGACGCUGUUGUGCUGAUGUAUAUGGCCACGCAGAUCGCUGAGGGCAUGAGCUAUCUGGAGAGCAGGAGCUUCAUACACAGAGACCUCGCGGCCCGCAACUGCCUAGUAGGCGAGAGCCACUUAGUCAAAGUGGCCGACUUCGGUCUCGCCCGGCUCAUGCGAGACGACACCUACACCGCCCACGCAGGCGCCAAGUUCCCCAUCAAAUGGACGGCGCCCGAAGGCCUAGCCUACAACACCUUCAGUACUAAGUCCGACGUUUGGGCCUUCGGGAUCCUGCUGUGGGAGAUAGCCACGUAUGGCAUGUCGCCGUACCCUGGUGUGGAUUUAGCGGACGUCUAUCAUAUGCUUGAGAAGGGUUACCGCAUGGAGUGUCCCCCGGGCUGCCCGCCGGCCGUGUACGAGCUCAUGCGGCGCUGCUGGCAGUGGAACGCGCCCGACCGCCCCACCUUCCACAAGAUCCACCACGACCUCGAGCACAUGUUCCAGGACAACAGCAUCACCGAGGAGGUGGAAAAGCAACUGCAAGAAGGCGGAGCGUCCACGGGGACUCCACAAAUGUCCCUUAAGAAGACAAGUGGCGACGCAGCUCGCGUCCAGAUGCGGAGGCCUACCAACCGGAGGGGCAAGCAAGCACCGACACCACCUAAGCGGACCAGUCUACUAUCGUCAUGCAGCUCGUUCCGUGAGUCCCAGUACAACACGGAGGAACAGCAAGACGACGGACUGGCGUCGCUCAACGGGGGGGCGCGGGCUCGGGAGGCGUCGUCCGAAGGGUCGCUCGCGGAGGCGACCCCCGACACGGACGAGAGCGGGGGCGCGGCGGCGGGGGGCGAGCACCGCCACCGCGCCAAGCGCCGCCACAACCCGCCCGACCAGAAGCAAGGAGUCCAGGUAGCGGCCCUAGAAGUCCAAAACGUGAAACGGGCCAUCAACCGCUACGGGACCCUGCCCAAGGGCGCGCGCAUCGGAGCCUACCUCGAGUCCCUCCGGCAGUCCGGCGGCGCCGCCUCCGUCGCGCGCGAGCCCGAGGAGGCGCGCUCGCUGUCCCCGCGCACGCGCGCGCAGCCGCACAUGAUCCGCUCCAACUCUUCCGGAGGAGUCACCGCCCCCGCCCCCGCCUCCCCUCGCUCCAACAGGGCCCCCCUGCGCUCCUUCAACAGCCCCGCCAAGCCCCGCCCUCGCCUAGCAGAACUAGAAUUCCCCCCGCCCCCACCAGAUCUCCCCCCGCCCCCCGAAGAAACGCAACUUCCGCCGCCCCCGCCACCCGACGCCGAAGACGACCAGGAAGAAGAAAAGAGCCACAAGCAAACCAUGAAGGAAAUGCUCGAGCUCAAACUAGUCGCCGAAAUCAAAGAAAGGGCCGACAAAAAGAAACACAAACUCAAAGACUCGCCGCCCCCCAACGACUUAGUCAUGCAGACUUCCUUCGGAGACCCGGUGACUAGACUGGUCUCCGAGCUCUCAGAGAGCUUAAACAUGGAAGCGCUAAAGAAGUCUGAGAAGAAGGAGCAACCCAAAGACAAAGAGACGGUGUCCCCCAUAGACCUGAAAGCGGGCCUCAGGAAGACCUCGUACAACAACGUGCAGAAGACUGACGAGAAACCCACGGACUUCAAAUCGCAACUCAAAAAGGUUGACAAGAAAAUAGCCGCGAAAGAAGAGGAAUCGCGAUCGAUUAUCGACUUCAAAUCGCGCUUACGGAAGGUCGAUAGUUCGACUCCUUCCACGAACGGAACGAAAAACUCUCCCGACCAGGAUUCCAAAAAGAGCGAUGAGCGCAAAUCGGAUUCAGGGUCUUUGGAGACAGAGGAAGAAGAUAAGAGAAGGAGCACGGGGAGCAUCAGCAGCUUGAAGAAGCUGUGGGAGAAUAAGGAGUCGGAUGAGAGAUUGAGUCCAAAACUGAAGCUGAGGGGAGAAGACAGUGAGGAGACCUCGCCUGAAGAACGCACCAGCCAUAUAGGCAGGAGCGGUAGCGUCUGCAAACGGGAUGAAAAGCCCGCCGUCCCUAGCAAGCCGGCGGUAAAGUGCCGCCCCCUAAAGGGGGGGAUAUACGCCACCCCCAUCAGUAGUGAGGAGGCGGAGGAGGACGCCCUCGCCAGGCUGCGGUCCUCGCUCGAGAGCUGCACUAACGAUGUCCGUCGCGGCUGCACAGGCGGCGGGCGCGGCUCCCUCUGGCGGCUGACGACGUCGGAGCGGCUCGCGAGCCUCGGCGCGGCGUGCACCGCGGCCGCCGUCGCCGCGCCGCCGCAGCUGCGCGUGCAGCUCCGCGCCGCCGCCGCCAGACUGGAAAGCGAGGCGCGCGCGCUGGCGUCGCCCGCGCCGCCCGCGCACCACCUCGCCGAGGGCGUCGAGAAAGCCCUCCGGGAGCUACACGACAUCGUUACUAGGUAAACACCCUACGCUCCACUUCGCCUUGGAAACUUCGAGCGCUGAGAUUGAACCCGCUAACAGUAAUUAUACUCGUCAGACUAUACCGAUAUAGUAUAAUACUAUGACAACUAUUU